GUUCAAGAAGACCUUCACAACCUUAAAGUUAAAGUGAAAAAUAUCAACUUGAAAGGAAAUGUAAAAGCUGUGGAUACUAGCGACUUCGAAACAGCAAUUGAAAGAACUGAACUUGGGCUGAGAAAACAUGCUGAAAAUUAUUUAAAUGCUAUAAACAGAGAAGUGUUAACUAUUUCUUCUACUGAUAAUAAAGAAGUACAUUCAAAAGAGCCCCCUAAAUGGGGCCUUCAUUUUGGUGCUACUCAGAAACAGCUUAUUUUACCACGAGUACCUGUUGAGCCAGUGACUGUCCAGGCAUACAGCAAAUCAGCACUACGUGUUUGUCAAAGUUCACAGCAGCAGCUGGAAAUGGAUAUGAAAAUUAUGCUUGAUCCAGAGAACAUCAAUAAUAAAGCUGUUUUAAAAAAACAGAACUACAAGACCAGGUUGCCACUUAUAACUAAGAAAAAAUCUGCUCCUCAUCAGCCAGGCAAGAGAAAACAAUAUAAUCUUCUGCUGGUGGUGGCUCAUUAUCAUCAAGUGAGAGAUCUCAAUGAUGUUACUUGCCUUGAAGUUGCAUGUGCUAUGUGUAGUCAGAAGACAGUGAAAGGUCAUAUGGUUAGCAACCUUUGGGGUUUGCCUUCCUCUCACCACAUGGAUUCUCCCUUACCCCUGUUAGAAGAAGAUAUAACGAAAGGUAUUCUGAGCCUAACUGAACAAAGGCUUAUCCCUCCAGCAACAAAGAUAACUCUCCAGACACAUCCUGUUCUAUCCAAAGCAGCGCCUUUCCAUGAAUUUCACAGGCAUCACAAGAAGUCAGCUGUAGGAGAGAUUAGUAGUAGGGUGGAUCCUGAGAAUACAGACACCAUCACCUUCCCAAACUCAAAGGAAGCAAUUUAUGGCAAGUAUUCCUCUAGUAAAGAUAACAUUGCACCACUUCCAUCCAGCAGCUCCAUGGUUUCACCAAGGAAAUCAAAGCCGGCGUGGACGUAUCCAGCUCAACAGUUGGAAUCUGAGCUGCAGAUUCCCUCUCAGACACAGGAUCCAUGCUUUGGUUGCGACAUUGCUGUUUACUAUGGCACAAUAGACCAGAAAGCUCCAGGCUUUCUGGCAUUCAAGCAACAUCAUUGUUUAUCCUGGGGGAGCAUUGUCUUUUUUUUGGAACAUACAGAAAAGCUUCUCAAGGACUAUGCUGUACCGUUGGCUACAAUAAACUGUAAAAAGUUGGUGGAAGUUGCAUCAGACUUUGAGCUUAAUGAGAAUCCCACCAAAAGUGACAUUCUGUCGGUGAUAAAGAAUCAGUCAACUGUGGAAAAGAUCUUAAAACGACCUGGCCAAAGAUACAAAGGCCAAGGGGGUACCGAAAUGGCUGCUACAAAGAUCCAAGCAACAUGGCGAUGUUAUCAGGCCAGAAAAGCCUACGUCCAUUUCAGGCAGCAGCAGUGGGCAUCAGGUGUGAUCGCCAUUUCUUGGCUCUUGCGUAAUCACAUGGCACAUGUGAAAAAGACCCUGAAGGAGUCACGUCAGAGACACCUGGAGAAUUUUUACAUCAGGGCCAAGCAUCUGGCAGCCAACUGGAAUCGCAUCAGGACCUCCAGGAGGACUAUUAUCCAUAUCCCAUCAUUAGGAUAUUCCCAAUGCAUCCGUGAGCAUAUUCCUGAUCUUGCUCUCCAACAGAAUAUGCAGAUGGGAAGGCUGUGUGACAUACUGGAUGCCAACGUGGACGUCAUCUACAUCUGCCCCCUUCAUUUGAGUGAGGAGUUACUGCAGUAUUACAAUAAACUCCUGGGUCUGCAGGCAGCUGUUAGAUCUGGGAACCCUGAGGACAUGGGUGACCUGCAGGACAGGUUCAAAAUUCUCACCCCUGAAGCUAUAAACAGCUUCCCUAAGCAUCACAUGUGCCUAGCCACUCAGCUGAAGUACAGUCCCAAGACAAUCAAAAGAAUAAAAAAUCUUAUCCAGAGCAGAGAUGCCUACAUUAUUGGAGGGGUUCCCCACAAAGAUGAUUUAGCAGUGGCUGACAUGCUAAAUGUGCCUAUAUUAGGCUCAGUGCCAGAAGUGGCUCAUCUCUAUAGUACCAAGUCUGGAAGUAAACGAAUUUUUGCUAGUGCUUGUGUGCCAACCCCUCCUGGAGAAUCUGACAUCUACAACAAUGAACAGAUGAUUAGCGUUCUCAGCCAGCUGAUCAUUGACAAUAUGGAAGUACAGCGUUGGUUGUUUAAAGUGAAUGAUGAAUCUGGAGGAAAUGGCACUGCCUAUUGUGAUAUUAUUUCGCAUUUGAAAUGCUACCACUGGGUUCAAAAGGAACGUCAGAGAUACAGCCCUGAGAUAUGGAGUAAGAAGGGGGCACAUGAGCCAGCUUUGGUGAAGAUCUCCCAGGAGCUGCCGGGCCUUUUAGCACAGCACGUACAGCCAGUCAAUGAGAAACGAUUCCCUACAUGGGAAAAAUUCCUCCAAACAUUUCUUAGUCAAGGUGGUGUGAUAGAAGCCUUCCCGCUCUCAGAAAAUGUCACAAACCUUACAGUGGAUAUGCUGAUAGAGCCAACAGGCAAGAUAAAAAUAGUGUCAUCUGGAGACCAGCUCCAUGCUGACGGUCCUUUGCGAUCAUCUGGCACUACCAUUCCACAAUGUUCUGUUGAUCCAGCAGUUCUUCAUUCACUCUGCUUAAAAAUUGGAGAAACCUGUAAAUCUAAAGGAGUGCUUGGUUACUUCUCAGUUGAUUUUGUGACUUUCAUCCAUCCACAAACAAUGGAGCAGCAGAUCCUUGUCCUAACGAGUCUUCCACGUGGGCUGCACAGGCUCCUCAGUGGUUUUAUCGAGCCCUUUUGGUCUAUCAAAGCUGUGAGCCUUCCUGCGUGCAUGGUAUCAAGAGUAGCGCAUGCGAGCGGAGCAGUGCAUGACACCAUUCCAGCUCCCCUCUCAGCCUGA
Fulmarus glacialis (Northern fulmar) is the source of this 2907-nucleotide messenger RNA. Its product is annotated as IQ domain-containing protein H-like. NCBI's taxonomy places the organism in Eukaryota, Metazoa, Chordata, Aves, Procellariiformes, Procellariidae. The record is from RefSeq and is a predicted model, not a curated record. The annotation marks the transcript as partial. Gene Ontology annotation, molecular function: protein binding. The transcript is spliced from 17 exons.